AAAUCUCGCGUGUGGUUCUUUUACUAGUGACAUAAAAAUCAGAACCCUGAGCAUUUCUAGAAUUACCCUAUUCAUUCCCAGAUUUGGAUUUUCCCAAUUCCCUGCACCUUAACCUUUGACUCAGGAUUCUCGUAGACCGAACAUUAAAAGAAAAAAUGACUUCAACCAAAGACGGCGUACUUGUGGCAGCGAAGCAGUUUCUAAACUUUGUCAACAAAAGCCCGUCACCUUUUCAUGUUGUCCAAGAGGUGAGGGCUCUUCUCCUGUCAUCUGGAUUCAAAGAACUGAGUGAAACAGAGCCAUGGUCAAUCAAGCCAUUAGACAAGUGUUUUUUGACUCGGAACCACUCUACCAUAAUAGCUUUUGCUGUUGGUGGAAAAUUCAAGCCUGGGAAUGGAUUUAGUAUCAUUGGAGCACAUACUGACAGUCCAUGUUUAAAGGUAAAGCCCCGCUCCAAGACGGACAAGAGUGGGUAUCAGAUGGUGGGGGUACAGUGUUAUGGAGGAGGUAUAUGGCACACCUGGUUUGACAGGGACCUGACACUCGCUGGCAGAGUCAUCACCAAGAAUGGCGAUAAACUAGAGCACCGGUUACUUAAUGUAGAGAAACCAAUCCUGAAGAUUCCCAACAUUUGUAUCCAUUUAAUGAGAGACCACAACGAAAAGUUCUCCCCUAAUAAAGAAUCUCACCUAAUACCUGUGUUGGCAACAGCAGUGCAAGCAGAACUUCAGGGUGGUUCUCCAAAGCCUUCUGGAGAAAACAACAAAGAUGCUCUCAAAGAAGAGAAAGACAAGCAUCAACCAUUAUUAGUGAAGCUUAUCUGUGAUAAACUGAACAUUCAGCCAGAGCAGAUGAUGGACUUUGAACUUUGUUUGGCAGACACUCAACCAGCUGCUAUUGGUGGUGUAUUGGACGAGUUCAUUUUCUCCCCCAGAUUGGACAACUUGCUCAAUGCAUACUGCGCCACCACUGCUUUGGCAGAAUCAUGCAAUGGAAAUGGUUUGGCUGCUGACCCAAACAUCAGGCUCAUCUGUCUGUUUGACAAUGAAGAAGUUGGUUCAGAGAGUGCCCAGGGUGCUGCUUCCACCCUACAGGAACUUGUUCUCAGGCGUCUGAGUGCUGGGGGGACCAGCACGGCCUUUGAGGAGGCUAUCCCAAAAUCCUACAUGGUCAGUGCUGACCAAGCUCAUGCCGUCCAUCCUAAUUACCCAGAAAAACAUGAAGAUAACCACAAAAUUGGACUUCACAAGGGUGUUGCUGUCAAAUUUAAUGCCAACCAGAGGUACGCCACCACUGCGAUGACGGCAUCCAUUCUGAGGGAGAUUGCUCGCCGUGAACAGUGCCCUCUUCAGGAAAUUGUUGUGAGGAAUGACUCUGCCUGUGGAUCUACGAUAGGACCCAUCAUGUCUGCCAAGCUAGGAAUCCCCACCAUUGAUGUGGGAGCUCCCCAGCUCAGCAUGCACUCCAUCCGAGAAAUGUGCUGCACCAGUAGUGUGUUACAAACAUCGCAGCUCUUCAAGGCAUUCUUUGAACAUUACCCUAGUGUUUUUGCAUCCCUGCAAUGAACUUGGUUCCACUAAAGAGGACUUCUGCAUCAAAAUUAAAAAAGAAGAAAUAAUUCUGUGAAAUGCUUACAUGUAUACAAGCUUACGUGUUAAACACGAUUUUUGUAACAAUGAAGGAAAGUUUAUUACCAAGUUCCAGUGCACUAUGCUAUCAUUUUGAUGAAAAUUAGGGUGGAGCUGUCAUCCAUGUUAUCUGUACAACUGUUUUGCUAUAAAACUCUACAUAUUACCUAUUAAUAUAUGUAUGCAUAUCCUAUGGAUAACUCCACAGGAUUUUAGCAUCAUGUUUUUUUUUCCCAAGAUAUAUUUUUACGAUAAUGUAGUUCUUAAAUUACUUUAUCAAAUGACUUCAGGUUUUAUAAAUGCAGGUGUACAAGUAUUUCAUGAACAUUCCUACUAAAUUUCAGGUCAAGCACUGUAAGAUCACUUACAUGCAGAUAUUCAUCAGGGAUUGUGAAGUUACUGUUUAGCAUAAAUAAGAAUUAUUUAAUUUUUUUGAUAAAUAUUUAAGCAGUUGGCAAAUUUAAUAUUAAUUUAUGCAUGAAUUGAUUACACAGUAAGACAUGGAUAAUGCAAAGUCCCUGGGACCCGUGGAUUCACUUCUCUAUAAUUUAAAAGACUUUUCAUGUCUGAGUAACAAAUUGGUAAUACAAUUGUUCAGUAAUGGCAAUAACUAAAGCAAAUUUGUAAUAAACUGUUUUCCUACAGGGUAUUCUCACAAAGAUAUUACCUAGCAUGAAUUAAAGUUAUUGGGUUGUAAAGCUGAAGAAUUUUAUGAACAUUAAUAUUUAGUUAUGGGAUUUUGAAAACGAUAUUAUUUUGCCUUGAACAAAUAUAAAACUUUGCCAUAUCCAUGAUUUUACUACUGGGUAUAUCCGUAUUUAUAUUUAACCAGUUUUAUGUACUGUUGGUCCUUUAGUAAUUUGAGAUCCAAUCUGUAGUUUUUUGACCUGAUAUGCUGUCAAGUGUUUAAACUAAUUUUAUAGCAUUUUGGUGCAUAUGAAUUGAAAUUAAAAAUCAUUUACAGAUGAUCAUGGUCAUAUUUUGAAUUCUUGUACAGGUAAAUUGUAUAUGCUGAAAGACUGAUUUCUCAUUCAUCCAGACAGUUUGGUAGAUUGUGAAUUAAUAAAUAGAUAUUAUCACAUCA
Molecule: messenger RNA, 2712 nt
Organism: Magallana angulata
Lineage: Eukaryota; Metazoa; Mollusca; Bivalvia; Ostreida; Ostreidae
Product: aspartyl aminopeptidase-like
Exons: 15
Coding region: 156-1565 (469 amino acids)
Biological process (GO): proteolysis
Molecular function (GO): aminopeptidase activity; zinc ion binding
Source: RefSeq, a predicted model, not a curated record